Molecule: messenger RNA, 937 nt
Organism: Wasmannia auropunctata (little fire ant)
Lineage: Eukaryota; Metazoa; Arthropoda; Insecta; Hymenoptera; Formicidae
Product: coiled-coil domain-containing protein 124
Exons: 4
Coding region: 140-763 (207 amino acids)
Biological process (GO): transcription by RNA polymerase II
Cellular component (GO): nucleus
Molecular function (GO): transcription coactivator activity
Source: RefSeq, a predicted model, not a curated record
GUCGUGAGGUUGGCAGACGUGGCUAGUCACUUGUACCGAAACGGAGCAACCAGAAAUGGUAAAGUGUACAUAACAGAAAAUGUCACGUUUCUUUCGCGAUAGAUGAUUGAGCAUUGUGCGGGCGACAGAUCGAUCGAAAAUGCCGAAGAAAUUUGUGGGUGAGAAUAGCAAGGCGGUUGCCGCCCGAGCUAGAAAAGCAGCGGUGAAAGAAGCAGAAACUCUCAAAAAAUUGAUGGAAGCUGAAGACAAGGCGUGGGAGGACAAUAAUAAGCAAGUACUGAAGAAGAAACAAAAACAUGAAGAAAGUGAGAAAAAGCGUCUACAGCAGUUAGAAAAAAAAGCAGAGGCAAAAGCCUUGCUUGAGAAGGAAAUGGCAAAUAUAAAAAUCGGCGGUAAGCAGCCUGCAUCGAAAGUUACCAGAGCUGAAAUUGUAACUAUUACUGAAAAACGAAAUCAAGUUGCUAUGAAGAAAAAGGAGGAGGAGAAACCGAUCGAGGAGAAUUUAAACAGAGUGAUUUUGGAAGGUGAAACGGCUCACGGUAUAGACGAAGCUAUAUCCGUUUUGAGCAUGAAGGAACCUGAGAUAGAUCGACACCCGGAGAGACGGAUGAAAGCCGCGUAUGUGAGCUUUGAGGAACGAAUGAUGCCAAUGAUUAAGGAACAAAAUCCUACUUUGAGGUUGAGUCAAUUGAAACAGAUACUGAGAAAAGAAUGGAUGAAAUCGGCUGAGAAUCCGCUUAAUCAAAUGUUAUUGAAUCACUGACGAUCAUGGUGAUAUCAAACGAGCGCGACACUCACUCUUGCGCAUCGUCGACUGAUUAAUUAUUUAAUUUUGUUAAACUAAAUAAAUAACAAUCAUUGCAACGUGCGAUAUAAUCUGUAUACAAUUUUUAUUUGUAAAACAUAUAACUUAUAUUAAAAAGCAGUAUAUGAAAAA